CUGUAUUUGGAUGAUAAAUCAAUCUUGCAGUACUGGAAAGACGAUUAGAAGCUCAGAAAGGGAAUAUUGUGAAGAGAAGGAUAAAACAGAGGAAGAAGAAGAUUAAAGAGAGAAAAUGUCUGCUCCCUUGUCAGAUUGGCCAUGGCAGAACUUGGGAGUUUACAAGUAUGUGCUAUAUGGGCCUCUCCUCGCAAAAGUUCUAUAUUCAGGAUUCCAUGAAGAAAGCUUCAAGGACAACUGGUGUUUUCACAUUCUUCUUAUUUGCUGGCUUAGAGGACUAGUUUAUAUAUUGUGGAGCUCUUACAGUAACAUGCCUUUCCUAACCCGGAAUCGUCGGAUCAAUAAAGAAGGGGUUGAUUUUAAUCAGACGGACAGAGAAUGGGAUUGGGAUAAUUUCAUUCUGCUUCAAGCACUCAUUGGGUCCAUGGCUUGUUACAUGUUUCCAUUCCUUCAAAACCUCCCUAUUUGGAACCCAAAAGGGUUUCUUGCUGUAUUGAUUCUCCAUAUUGUAGUCUCAGAACCUCUGUAUUACUGGGUUCACAGAUGUCUUCACACAAGUCAUCUUUUCACCGAUUACCAUUCUUUACACCAUGGUUCUCCAGUACUCCAGCCCCUAACAGCUGGACAUGCAACAUUUUUGGAGCACCUAAUAUUGGCAACAGUGAUUGGAAUUCCAAUACUUGGGUCUUCCAUGAUGGGAUUUGGAUCAAUAAGCACGAUUUUUGGCUACAUUUUGGUAUUUGAUUUUCUCAGAGGUUUGGGGCAUUGCAAUGUAGAAGUUAUCCCUCAUCAAGUAUUCGAGAUCCUCCCUUUCGCUAAAUAUCUACUCUACACCCCAACAUACCACAGCAUUCACCACACAGAUAUGAAGUCCAAUUACUGUCUCUUUAUGCCUUUCUUUGAUGCCUUAUGGAGUACGCUCGAGGGCGAGUCUUGGGAACUCCACAAGAAAAUGACUUCAGAUUCUGGAAAUAAUGAGAGGGUAGCAGAAUUUGUAUUCCUAGCGCAUGUAGUGGAUUUGACAUCGGCAAUGCACGCACCAUUCGUUUUUAGAUCAUAUGCGUCGAUACCAUAUACUACCAGAAUGAUCUUGCUGCCUCUUUUGCCUCUUACCUUCUUGUUUAUGCUGGGGAUGUGGGCAUGGGCUAAGCCCUUCAAAGUCUCAUUUUACAACCUUAGAGGCCGCCUUCACGAGACCUGGACAGUACCCAGGUUUGGUUUUCAGUACUUCUUGCCAUUUUCCUUGGAUGGCAUCAAUAAGCACAUUGAGGAUGCCAUUCUUAGUGCUGAUAGACUUGGUGUUAAGGUCAUUAGCUUGGCAGCAUUGAAUAAGAAUGAAUCACUUAAUGGCGGUGGAACACUGUUUGUGAACAAGCAUCCAGAUCUCAAAGUUCGUGUUGUUCAUGGGAAUACAUUAACUGCUGCAGUAAUUCUCAAUGAAAUCCCAAGAGACACCAAAGAAGUGUUUUUAACAGGAGCCACUUCAAAGCUUGGAAGAGCCAUUGCACUCUUUCUUUGCCAAAGGAAAGUUAGAGUCCUAAUGUUAACUCUAUCAACAGAGAGAUUCCAAAAAAUUCAAAAGGAAGCUCCUGUGGAUUGUCAAAACUGUCUAGUCCAGGUUACCAAGUACCAAGCAGCUCAGAACUGUAAGACAUGGAUUGUGGGGAAAUGGAUUACACCAAGAGAGCAAAGUUGGGCUCCAUCAGGUGCACAUUUUCAUCAGUUUGUGGUGCCACCCGUUUUGGCCUUUAGAAGGGACUGCACGUAUGGGGAUCUUGCAGCGAUGAGGCUACCGGAAGAUGUCCAAGGGCUUGGUUCUUGUGAGUAUACGAUGGAGAGAGGAGUAGUUCACGCAUGCCAUGCAGGUGGUGUGGUUCACUCAUUAGAAGGUUGGACACACCAUGAAGUUGGAGCGAUCGAUGUUGAACGAAUCGAGCUGGUUUGGAAGGCAGCACUAAAACAUGGCUUGAAGUCUGUAUCAAGUGCUGGCAAUCAAGAUUCAGCUUGCAUGAUUUGAUGAAAAGGGAUGGAGAUCAAGAAUUUGGUAUAAAGAAAGCCUUUAAUAUGUGCUACUGCUACAUAUAUAUAGGAAAGGGGAAAGAAUUUGUUUGUGAGGUUGUAAUUAACUGAAAUCUUAUAUAUUUGUGUAUC
Tripterygium wilfordii is the source of this 2151-nucleotide messenger RNA. Its product is annotated as very-long-chain aldehyde decarbonylase CER3-like. Gene Ontology annotation, molecular function: iron ion binding; oxidoreductase activity. Bases 116 to 2017 code for a protein of 633 amino acids. The transcript has 12 exons. Lineage: Eukaryota; Viridiplantae; Streptophyta; Magnoliopsida; Celastrales; Celastraceae. The record is from RefSeq and is a predicted model, not a curated record. Gene Ontology annotation, biological process: lipid biosynthetic process.